Molecule: messenger RNA, 270 nt
Organism: Striga hermonthica
Lineage: Eukaryota; Viridiplantae; Streptophyta; Magnoliopsida; Lamiales; Orobanchaceae
Source: the annotation of a GenBank genome assembly
AUGGAGUCUUUUGCCGGCGACUCGGUUUUCACCUCCAAUUGGGAUUACUUUGUUUUUCUUCUUCUUCGUCCUAUUCUCGCUGUUGUCUUUAGCCUCUCCGUGCUGUUCUCCGGCUGGUUCUUGGCAUGGAAGCUGGUUCUGGUUCAUGUGCCCCUGGUGCAGGAGAUAUUUGGUCUGAGGAAAAAACCCGUCAAGCCGAAGCCAGCUGGUAGAAGAAGAUUCACUCAAUUUUACAACAGUGUUAAUGUCCAAAAUCCCAUAUUGUGGUAA